Messenger RNA from Medicago truncatula (barrel medic), 3247 nucleotides. Its product is annotated as pentatricopeptide repeat-containing protein At5g03800. The record is from RefSeq and is a predicted model, not a curated record. NCBI's taxonomy places the organism in Eukaryota, Viridiplantae, Streptophyta, Magnoliopsida, Fabales, Fabaceae. Bases 76 to 2703 code for a protein of 875 amino acids. Gene Ontology annotation, molecular function: protein binding; RNA binding; zinc ion binding. Gene Ontology annotation, biological process: RNA modification. The transcript is spliced from 2 exons.
GCGCCAAAUAAAACCAAGUACGAUAGAAGAAAUGCAGUUGAAAACAGAGAGAGGAUACGAACGAUACAUGGAAAAAUGGAGGCACUCCUCCAAUUCCAACUCCAACUCAAUUCAACUCUCUCCUUCUCUUCUUUCCUUCACCCCCACAACCACCGUCACCACUUCAACUUCAAACCAAAUAAACCUCACUCAAAAACCUGUUAUCAUCCCCUUCACUCUCCCACAGUUCCAAUUUCCACUCCACACACCCCUCCCUCUUUCCCACACCCCUCCUUUCUCUUCCCUUUCCUCCGCUUCUCUUCUCACAACAAAAACCCCAACCUCGCCAAAUCCAUCCACGCUACCCUUCUCAAAAACCAUGAAAUACAUCAUCUCACCACCGCUCUCAUUUCAACUUACAUCAACCUCCGUCUCUUCUCCUACGCCCACCGUCUCUUCCUCUCUCAAUCUCCCCCCAACAUCGUUUCUUACUCCGCACUUAUCUCCGCUUUCUCCAAAUCAAACCGUGAAAAACAAUCCCUUUUCCUCUUCCUUCACAUGAUAACAGUUUCAUCUCUUCGCCCAAACCACUACACUUACGUCGCCGUUUUAACCGCUUGCACCCGAAUCCUCAACCUCCAAUUUGGUCUUCAGUUACACGCUGCUGUUAUCAAAACUGGAUAUUUGAAAUCCGUUUUUGUAUCCAAUGCGCUUAUGUUAUUUUAUUCUAAAUGUGGGUUUUAUAAAAAUGCUUUCAAAGUGUUUGAUGAAAUGCCUGAAAGAGAUAUUGCGUCGUGGAACACUGUAAUGUCUUGUGCAGUUCAGGAGUUUAUGUAUGAUGAUGUGUUUCGAUUGUUUUGUGAUAUGCUGGUGAUUGAUGGUUUGAAAGUUGAUUAUUUUACUCUGUCAACGUUUUUGACGGCGUGUGCUGCAAGUGGGUUGUUGAUGGAAGGGAAGCAAGUGCAUGCGCAUGCUGUUAAGGUUGGUUUGGAGGAUGAAUUGAAUGUUGGGAAUGCCCUUAUUGGAUUUUAUACAAAUUUCGGAGAUAUUGAUGACGUGGUUUGUUUGUUUGAGAGGAUGAGUGUGAGAGAUGUUAUAACUUGGACAGAGAUGGUGAGGGUGUAUAUGGAAUUUGGUUUUGUUGAUUUGGGUUUGAAGAUAUUUGAUGAGAUGCCGGAGAAAAAUUGUGUGACUUAUAAUGUUCUUUUGUCUGGGUUGUGUCGAAAUGCGGAGGGUUUAAAGGCUGUGGAAUUGUUUAUAAGAAUGGUGGAGGAGGGUGUAGAGUUAACGGAUUUCUCUUUGAGUAGUGGGAUUAAUGCAUGUAGUUUGCUUGCUGAUUAUAGGGUCAGCAGGCAAAUGCAUGGAUUUGCAAUCAAGUUUGGGUUUGGAUCAAAUGUUUUUGUUGAAGGGGCUUUGCUUGACAUGUACACAAGGUGUGGGAGGAUGGUAGAUGCUGAAAAGAUGUGGGAAGAAUUGGAGGAGGUUAGCAGUGUGGUUUGGACUUCCAUGAUGUGUGGCUAUGCUAGAAACGGGCAACCGCGUGAGGCGUUUUCUCUUUUCCAUCUUGGUCAUUCUGAAUGGAAAUUGAUUAUGGAUGAAGUUGCAUUAACUUCAAUGCUUAGUCUUUGUGGAACCGUCGGCUAUCAUGAUAUGGGUAAGCAAAUCCAUUGUCAAGUUCUUAAAUUUGGCUUUCAUUCUAAUGUGCAAGUUGGAAAUGUUGUGGUUGAAAUGUAUUUUAAAUGUGGGAAUGUCGAUGAUGCAAUUAAGAUGUUCAGUGGCAUGGCCUCUACCGAUAUAGUUUCAUGGAAUACUUUGAUUUCUGGAUAUCUUACACACAGACAGGGCGAUAGAGCAUUAGAAAUAUGGUUGAAAAUGCAGGAAGAGGGCAUAAAGCCGGAUGAUAUUACAUUUGUUUUGAUAAUUUCAGCCUACAGACAGACUAGCUUGAAUUUGGUUGAUGACUGCCGUAUCUUGUUUAAUUCAAUGAAAACUGUUUAUCACAUCGAGCCAACAUCUCAGCAUUAUUCAUCUUUCAUCAGUGUUUUGGGUCACUGGGGUCUUUUGGAAGAGGCACUGGAAACUAUCAAUAAGAUGUCUUUUAAGCCUUCUGCUUUUGUUUGGCGUGCUUUGCUUGAUGGUUGCAGACUCCAUAAGAAUACAAUGAUUGGAAAAUUGGCUGCCAAAAAUAUUCUUGCCCUCGAACCUAAUGAUCCGUCUACUUAUAUACUUGUUUCAAAUUUGCAUUCGUCUUCUGGGAGAUGGGAUUGCUCUGAGAGGACUAGGGAAAAUAUGAGAGAAAAGGGAUUUCGCAAACACCCGGCUCAAAGUUGGAUAAUUUGUCGGAAGAAAAUGCAUUCAUUCUAUGCAAGAGAUAGGUCUCAUCAGCAAGAUAAAGACAUAUAUAGGGGUUUGGAGAUUCUAAUAUUAGAGUGCCUAAAAGUUGGAUAUGAACCUGAAACAAGCUUUGUUCUCCACGAAGUGGAGGAGCAUCAAAAGAAAAAAUUUCUAUUCAAUCACAGUUCAAAACUAGCAGCAGCUUAUGGAUUAUUGAUGACAAAGCCAGGGAAGCCCAUUCGGAUUGUAAAGAACAUCCUUCUUUGUGGGGACUGCCAUACAUUCUUGAAAUGUGCAUCUUUUGUCACUAAGAGGGAUAUUUUUCUAAGAGAUUCUUCAGGAUUUCACUGUUUCUCUGAUGGCCAAUGCUCAUGUAAAGACCAAUGGUGAGACGCAGGAACUGAGCAUAGCUUAAGAAGUACUGGGAUCGGAUCAAUAUUGUCUUUACAUCUUAUGUCAAUACUAUUCAAAACAACUGAUCGCCUGCAUCAUCAUACAAUUACAUCAUAAACACAGUUUUAGUUACAUCAUGAACACAUCCUAGUCCCUAUGCUAUCACACUUAGUUACCCAAAGGCUUCCACCUCAGUGCUCCACACAAUGCCAAAUUGUUGCUCCUAAACCCUUUUCUUCAUGGGUCACCCUUUCUUCAAGCCUCGCUUCUUAUGCUUUUUCCAAGCAGCAAAUAUCCCAAACCACUACCCAAUGCUUACGUGCCUAAACAUUUUUGUAUUUAGUUUUACCAUCUCCUUCACUGCAGGCCAUUAUUUGAUUUUAGAUGCUUUUAAGCUUUUGGGGAGAUAAACAACUAUUUGUUUACGGAGAAACGCCCUUUUGAUCUUCUUAGUUAAAUUCAAUAAAAUUUUCAUUCAUUCCAUAUCUGUUUUAGUAAUUUAUAACAUAGAAGCAGAUUUGUAUAUACGACUCAAACUGGU